AUGAUAAUUGAACUCCUGUACUCAAGCACUGAUAAAGAUUUAGAAAACAGGGCUGAGGAUGAAGUUAAGUGCCACACCACUGAGAAUAGAAUUAUAAAUAUCAAACCAGAAAAAGAAAAGAAAUGGUGGCAAUCUGAAAAUAGUAUUGAUCAUGUCAGCAUUAAACUGGACCUGGAGGCCCUGUUCUACUUCAGCUACCUCAUUCUGACCUUUAAGACUUUUCAACCUGCUGCAAUGUUAGCAGAAUGUUCCACAGACUUUGGAUGCACCUGGAACAUGCUCAGGCAUUCUUCAGAAGACUGUAGUUCCUUCCCUGGCAUCAGUGUGGGCCAAGCCUCAGAAGUGAGAGAACUGGUUCGUGAAUCCAGAUACUUGGUUAUUGAACCCUCAACUGGUGUUGGGAUUGUUUUAAAAGUUUUGGAUCCCAGUUUGGAAAUAGAAAACCUGUACAGCCCUAUAUGGAUUAUACCUAUGACACUAAUAAACUUGAGGAAAAACUUUGCCAAGCUCAACACGCUUGGGGAUACUUCACUUGGAAGGAAGCAAAAUGGUUCCCUUGAUAAGUACUGUUCUGCUCUUUACAAGAUGGUUGUUCUGGGAAGCUGCUUUGGCAGUGGCCAUGGCAGUGAAGGUAACCCUCUCCAGAAGGUAUAUGGGGAUUUUUUCAGUCCUCCAGGAAUGGAGAGUGUGGUGACUGUGUGUUGCCUGGUAAGGAAUGCUUUUGGGAUUCUGCCAGCUUAUGAAUGUGACCCUAAUGGGACCUUUUCUGGUGACCUUUGUGUGAGCUACUCUGAUCCUGCCACAAGGUUUGUGGCCAUCCAGUGCCUGUGCAAAGAGAAUGUGCAAGGAGCCAACUGUGACCAGUGCCAGCACAAUCACUUCAGAUUGAGUAGCUCUGGCCUCCUAGGUUACCAGGAUAAGUCCCAGGAGGUCAAUCAGGAUGCAAUUUACAACCAUCACCCCCUUGGGAGGCUGACACUACUACCCACUUGUGACAUGAAAACAGGCCAAUGUUCUUGCCACACCCAUGCCACCAGGCCACGCUUUGAAGAGUGUAUUAUAGAAUCAGCCCCCAGUUUCUUCUUUGUCCCUUUGAAUUUCUAUCUCUAUGAAGCAGAGGAAGCUAUGCCCAUCUAAGGACUCGCACCUUUGGUUUAUAUUUCCUUUCCUGGGAACCCUGUUACAUGAACUGGACAUGGAUUUGCCAGGGUUCUCCCUGGAGGUGGCCUGAGAUUUCUUGUCAACAACUUUCCUUUUUCCAUGGAUUUCACCAUAGCUGUUCACUAUGAAGUCCAGGAAGCUGACUGGGCUAUUCAGGUCAUAGUCAAUACCCCUAGAGGAAACAAGCACUGUACACAUAAGAAGCUACAAGGAUCAGCUCCAGCUUUUACUUUACCAGCUACUGCCAGAAUCAUGUUGCUUCUCACACCAGUCUAUUUAGAAGCAGAUGUGCCAUAUUCCAUAGACCUCUAUUCUCAGCCUUUGGAAGGAGAGUCCCACGCUCAUUCUCAAAUCUUGGUUGUUCUUGAGCAGGAUGUAGCUGAAUAUGAGCUGCAAAACUGUGUUGAAAUGGCCUGGGUGGGACCUUAAGUGCUCCCAGUGGUGUGUAAAAGGCCCUUGGUCAGCAUGUCUGCACAGCUGCACAAUGGGGUCAUGGAAUCAGAUGCUUCAGUAUGUUGCAGCCCAUUUGGAGGCCAGUGUCAGUGUACUCAUGUUGUGGAGCACUGCUAUGACAGGUGCUCAGCUGGAAGGUACAAUUUGGAGUCAUACCAUCCCCAAGGCUCUAAGAACACUAUAUGUGACCAAAUAACUGGCCUGUGCCCCUGCCUCGGAGAGUUGACUGGCCACCAUUGUGACCAGUACCUGGUGGGCUACUUCGGGUUCCCCAGCUGCUUCCCUUGCCCUUAUAAUGAGUUUACUGAACUUUAUGAUCCAGACACAGAGUCAUGUGUUAAUUGUGGAGGCUUUACAACUUGUAUCAACUGUGAAAGGUGUCAAUGAAAUUACUAUGAAAAUCCUUCUUUAGGACAAUCCUGUUGUCCUUGCCUGUGUCCAGUUGUUCCCUUAAGCAAUGAGUAUUUUACUCAUUCCUGUUACCAGAACUCUUGGAGCUCAGGUAUAACCUGUCGCAUUCAAGGUGUUUGGGAAGAUCAAAGUGAAUUGAAGAUGCUACCAGUGUCUACCUCUAACAGCAGCUUUUUUGUUCCAGGGUCCUACCAUCCUCCUGGAGUGAGAUCAAUUGCAUACCCUCCUAAUGGGAGAGCUUGCCUCUAUAACCCUGUCACUGGAGCAUGUUCUUGUCUGCCACAUGUCACAGCUGCCUGUGACCAUUGUGCUGAUGGAUACUAGAAUCUGAUCCCUGGCAAAUGGUGUCAGUCAUGUGACUAUGGCCUCUAGACCUCUAAAAGCAGCCUCUGUGACCAGCUUACAGGCCAAUGUCCACACAAACCAGGUCAUGACAGGACAUGCUGCAGUGAGUGUGAAGAAAACUAUUACAUCAAUACAUCUGGAAAAUGCAUUUCAUGUGACUGCAACAAGGAAGGAGCCCUGAGGCCUGUCUGUGAUGCAGACACUGGCAUGUGCCAUUGCCAGGAUGUCAGUGGCCAGGGGUGUGAUCACUGCACCCAGGGUCAUGGCCAGGAAUUCCCUUCUUGUGUUUGUCUUCGGUGUCACUUGUGCUUUGAUCACUGAGACCAUACCAUGUCAUCCCUCUCCAAAGCAGUGCAAGGGUUAAUUGGGCUGCCUGCUAACAUGGAAGAUAAAAGAUAGAGCCUGCCUGUCUCUGAAGUGGACUUCAAAGGCCUCAGAGAGAACAUAUCUAUCAUAGACAUUUUGAAACAACCUGUUCUUUUAUCUGAGGAAUUGUUGAAAGUCAAAGAUUUUUAUGAGUCUGUGAAAUAAGAUUUAAAAUAAAUCAUGCUGCUAAGUGAGCAACUGAAAACAGUGUAUGAAUUUCAAGAUCUGAAAGAAACCAUGGCAAGAAUGAGUAAUGAAACAGACUUCUUACUUGAAAAUCUUCAGGAGGAAAUUGAUGUGCAAUCCAACAUCCUUAAUACAAGCAUCCUGGAUGCCUCAGAAAACAUGAAGAAAUACUAUGGCAUAUCAACAGCUGCUAAGAGGACUAAUGAGACAGGUUCCAUCAUAGACAACCCUGAAAACACCAGGAUCAGCUUAUCUUACAUCUUACAGACACUGACCCAAAAAGAAAACUUAUGGAAAAAAUUGAAGCAGAUUAAGAUCCCAGACAUCCAAAUAUUGAAUAAUAAGGUGUGUGGGCAACCAGGGAACUUUUCGUGUAAUUGUUUACCAUACAAGGGUGCUCUCUGCACCAGCCCUGAGGGGAAUAGACUGUGUGGUGGUCCCAGCUGUCAAGGUGUUCUGAUUCUCUUAAGUAAUGCCUUCCAGGAGGCCCAGGAGGCCCAGGAAAUCAGAAAUAUAAGUAAACUGGUGGGAGUCUCCAAAACCAAUUCCUUACAGCUAAAGGAAAGCAUGCCUGCAGAAGACAUAAAAAGUGUAGCAAAUCAUGUACUUGACAUUCACUUUCCAAUAACAUGGCAAAUUCUAACCCACAAGCUUGACAAAAUACAGAAACUUCUGCAACUCUAAGACAACAGUACAGAUGAGGAGAGGCUCACCAAAGCAAAAGAUGAAACCCAAAAGCUAAUAGUGAAGGCAAUGCAGCUGAAAAAGAAACAGAUGUUAAGACUUGAGGAAACACUGAACAGGAUACAACAAGCCCAUAUCACUCCAGGCCAGGCAAAUUCAACUAUCACACAGUUGGCUGCUGAGAUAACAAACAUAAAGAAGAAUGCACUGCAGGAAUUUUAUCUUCUCCAAAACUACCCUGAAAUAGAUUUGAAGGAAACCUUAUGAAGAAGGAGACAGCUCAAAGAUGCUUCAGAGAAGCUUGCUGGAGAUACAAAGGACAAGAUAAAGAGGAUAGCAGGUUUAGAAAAAAAGAUAGAAGAUUUGAGUCUAGGCAAAUAAGAAAAAGACAAAGCUGACCAACUAAAACAACUGGAAAAUCAAGUUGUUACUGUUAGAAAUGAAAUUGUUGAGAAAAAAAAGAAAUAUGCCACCUGCUAUAAUUAG
This is a messenger RNA of Peromyscus californicus insignis, 4092 nucleotides long. RefSeq names its product laminin subunit beta 4 (gene Lamb4). Gene Ontology annotation, biological process: substrate adhesion-dependent cell spreading; cell migration; basement membrane assembly. Lineage: Eukaryota; Metazoa; Chordata; Mammalia; Rodentia; Cricetidae. Gene Ontology annotation, molecular function: extracellular matrix structural constituent. The record is from RefSeq and is a predicted model, not a curated record. Gene Ontology annotation, cellular component: laminin trimer.